Molecule: messenger RNA, 1155 nt
Organism: Eucalyptus grandis
Lineage: Eukaryota; Viridiplantae; Streptophyta; Magnoliopsida; Myrtales; Myrtaceae
Exons: 1
Coding region: 130-909 (259 amino acids)
Source: RefSeq, a predicted model, not a curated record
UGUUUCAUCUCCCCUUCUCGCUUUCGUUCUCCUUCGCAUAUCCAACGCGAAUUCCCCCAUCAAAGAACCUCUGGAAAAAAGAGAAAACUCCAUUCUUUCCUCCUCCUCGAAGCCUCGCAUUCUUGGCUGAUGAAUCUUUUGCAGAACCCACCUUUUCUUUCUGAGAUCUUGUCUCGAUCGUGGUCUGACGAAGCAUUCGUUUCGCAAGCCUUCGAAGUCUGCAAAUGGAGCGCCAUCCUUCUUGCGACGCUCGCUUGCUUCGGCACGCUGUGCCACGGAGUCGUCAAGUUCUCGUCCCUUGGAUUCCUGAAGAGCGCUCCCCUCGCGGCUCAGCAGCCUCUUGUCCCCGAUUUCGACGAUAGCGACGACGACGACACUUGCUCGUCGUCAGCGUCGGAAGAAGGCGAUGGCCGGUCGGACGAAGACGAGCUUUCCUCCCCCCCGGACGACCGCUCGCAUGGCGACUUCCUUUUCCGGGUCGCGGGCUCCGGGGGCUCGCAGCUCCGGCGGCGUCGCAGCUUCGCGGACAACCUGUCGCAGUUCGUCCUGGGCAAGAGCGUCGUGAAGCUUUGGGACAGGUCGGACAGCAGAUUGCUGCGGCUGCAGGACGCGAACGGAGAGUUCGUCGGGAGGUUCUGCCAGGUCCUGGCGUCGCCGAGGUCGCCCGUGGCCGUCGUGUCGGCGGGGCUGAACAACCUGGGGAAGAUCGCGCUCAACGUCUGGGACAGCCGGGUCGGGUUCCGGAUCCCCGCCAUAGUCGCCGAGUGGGAGCCGAGCGCCGGCGGCGAGGUGACGGUCGGAGACCUCAGGAAUGUCGCCUCGCCGGUGGAGGGUUCGUCGGGAGCCGAUGCGGAACGGUGGUGGGACGCCGACGCCGCCGUCGCCUUCGACGAGUUUGGACAAGACUAGUUGUUUGAAAAGUCGCGGGGCUGACCGGCGACGCGGUACGAUCUGACUCGGAGAUAAAAGUGGCUAUUCACGUGGUCAAAUUUGUAUUACUUGUCGUCGGAAGUAAAUAACGGUAAACCAUUGAGAAAACGAGUUCGAACGAACGUGAUGUAAAUAAUAUACUAAUUCAUUUGCUCCAUAUUAUUAUUAUACGCUUCUUCAAUGAAGCAAACAAAAAUAUCCGUAAUUUGAUUGUUCUUUAUCAUA